UAUGAAUUGAUAACAUUAAAAAAAAGAAAAGAAAAAAGAGAAGGCAUAUUCCUUACGCAAUCCAUUUCCAAAUAUUUGGAUAAUCACAAUUGGAUUUGGAGCGACGUAUAGAUUUUUAGUUUCCCCCAAAUUCUCUCAAGUUUGCCAAUCAUCCCACGCCAUGGCCAAGAGCUCCUUCAAGCUGGAACACCCCCUCGAGAGGCGACAGGCUGAAGCUGCCCGUAUUAGGGAGAAGUACCCAGACAGAAUUCCGGUCAUUGUGGAAAAGGCUGAAAGAAGUGACAUACCUGAUAUCGACAAGAAAAAGUAUCUUGUUCCUGCUGAUCUGACUGUAGGGCAGUUUGUGUACGUUGUCCGGAAAAGAAUCAAGCUCAGUGCUGAGAAAGCCAUAUUUGUUUUUGUCAAGAACAUUCUCCCUCCCACUGCUGCAAUGAUGUCUGCUAUCUACGAGGAAAACAAAGACGAAGAUGGCUUCCUAUACAUGACCUACAGUGGAGAGAAUACCUUUGGAUCGCUUUGAAAACAAAGGUCGAACUGGGCCUUGUAUAUCCUCGAACAAAAUCUUUGUAAAAAUCUCUUGAAUUCUCUCUAAGCGUUAUUCUCCCAAAAGGAUGGGUCUUUGAUGAUUUCGUUAAACUUAUGGAUUUGAAUGUUGUUAUUCAUAUUCUAUGGUGAAUUUCAAUGCAUAUCUACCGUUUCCAGUA
Molecule: messenger RNA, 704 nt
Organism: Salvia hispanica
Lineage: Eukaryota; Viridiplantae; Streptophyta; Magnoliopsida; Lamiales; Lamiaceae
Product: autophagy-related protein 8C-like
Source: RefSeq, a predicted model, not a curated record